This is a messenger RNA of Fusarium falciforme, 750 nucleotides long. RefSeq lists its product as hypothetical. The record is from RefSeq and is a predicted model, not a curated record. Bases 1 to 750 code for a protein of 249 amino acids. The transcript has 5 exons. Lineage: Eukaryota; Fungi; Ascomycota; Sordariomycetes; Hypocreales; Nectriaceae.
AUGAGGGCUGCGACCCUCACCAUCCUCGACAGCGUCUUCAAUAAUGUGCCUAAAGGCCGCAACUCCCUGGUCUCCGUCCGCGCAGCCCUCGACAAGAAGGAUGGAAGCGGUACGAUGGGAGGCAAGAUCGGUUGGAUCCAGACCUGGAACAACAACCAAGACAAGCUGGGGGAGGAUGACGAUGCCGACUGUAUUGCGUAUGUUACUAUUACCUGGGUUGGAGGCGAGAGAUAUGCCUGGCUGGGUGAUUUUGGCCGGGUGUGUGGAUUACCUUGGUAUCCAAGCAACGUCUAUGUCGACAACGGAAAGCGCAUUCACUUCCCAACCUUUGCCCACGAGCCCAACAAACCAUACUCGAAGAACCCAAAGAGCUACUGCGGCAUCCAAGGCUUCCUGGGAUACCGAGACCUUCAAAUGCGACGACCUGUGCCUGUGCCGAACAACCGCAAGAAAGCUAUCGGCCCUCAACGUCGAUACACAUCUGGCACGCGAGUAGUCGUAACUAAGGAAGCUGGAUAUAACACGACGGAGCUUUGCACGUCUGAAACCUCCUGGGAUCCUGACUUUGUCUCCCUUGAUGAAGGCCUCUACUGUGACAUGGAUAGCCGCGAGCUGUGGCCAGUUUGUGAUGAAGACAAGGAUGCUGUUCCAUGCUUUGAUGCCGAGGCUAUGAAGGUUGAGUGCGGGGACAAAGUAGAAAGGGAUGCGAUUCCUCAGCAGAAGGAGUUUACUGACAUCAUUCAGUGGUAG